CAUAUCACAUUAGCUAUCAUCUUAAUUUUGUAGUUCUUAUUUUCAAGAAGUGAUACUUUAAAUAAAAAUUACGAUCGCGCAAGGUUUAUUGUCAAGUGAAAAGCAGGGAAAGGCAGUGCAAAACAUUUUCUUAUGUUAGUUCAGGGUGCUGCCACUUUACUGCAAAGCUUUAACAUUAAAAUCGCAUAAACAAAACCGGUGAAUCCCAAGAUAUCAAACUGGCAUAAUCGUCUUUAUUGCAUUGUCGAUUUCACCACGUCAGCAUAAUCUGUCCAGGCGUCAGACUAAGAAAAGGCUUUUAGAGCGCAUUUAUUAAACAAUUUUUUUUUUUUUUUUUUGUACGGCUAAAACGAAUUUUUUUAACCAUGAAUCAAAACAUUGAUGAUCCGGAAAUAAAGGCUCGAGAUUAUCAACUGCGACUCGUAGAUUGCAUUACCAAGCACAAUGGCAUCAUUUACUUGCCCACGGGAUCCGGGAAAACCUUCGUGGCCAUUCUGGCACUUAAGCGAUUCUCGCAGGACUUGGACAAAACGAUCGAAAAUGGUGGAAAGCGUGCGCUGUUUAUGUGCAACACCGUGGAAUUGGCUCGUCAACAGGCUGUGUUCGCCAAGCGGUAUACGAAUUUAAAAGUCGGAUUCUAUGUAGGCGAACAGGGCGUAGACGAGUGGACACGCGGCCAGUGGUCCGAUGAGAUUCAAAACAAUCAAGUUCUGGUGGGCACGGCCCAGGUAAUCUUGGAUCUUUUCACCCAGCGACACCUGGAGUUGAGCUGCGUAAGCAUCGUGAUCAUUGACGAGUGUCAUCAUGGAACUGGAAAUCAUCCGUAUCGUGAGUUCAUGCGUCUCUUUCUUUGCGUGGGCCAGAAUAUGCGCUUGCCGCGAGUGGUGGGGCUCACCGGAGUUUUGAUCAAAGGAAAUGAGAUAAAGAAUGUUGCGAAAAAACUAAAGGAACUGGAGACCACGUUUAGAGGGAACAUCAUUACCGUAUCAGACACCAAGGAGAUGGAAAACAUAAUGCUAUACUCGACAAAGCCCAAGGAGUUUCUGCUUCCGUACCCUAGUCAGACCCAGGCCUUUUCGAUCACUGAGUCUAUACGGUCGCAGAUUGCCAAGUUCUUUGCGACCUUGGACCUAAUGGACAUUGGCGUUCAGCCUGUGCGGAGGUCGAAGUCCUUGCAAAACCAACGAGACCCACAAAAGAAAAGUUUCGUUAAGCAGCUUUUCAACGAUUUUGUGUUCCAGCUGCAGGAUUACGGCAUCUACGCGGCCUCCAUAGCCAUCGUAUCGCUGAUUGUCGAGUUUGAGAUAAAGAAGCGCCAGGCAGAGACGCUUAGCCUAAAGCUAAUGCACAGAACGGCUCUCACGCUGUGCGAAAGCAUUCGGCACUUGCUGGUGCAGAAGCUGCGGGACAUGGUAGACGAUGACGCAGAUCCCGAUGAAAAGGCGAACACGGAGGAGACCAUCUUAAACUUCUCAACGCCGAAGGUGCAGCAAUUUUUGCAUUACCUUAAGAAAACCUUUGCCCACAAGGAUCCGAAGGAUAUCUGUUGUCUGGUUUUUGUCGAACGCCGUUACACAUGCAAGUGCAUCUAUGGCCUGCUGCUGAACUUUAUUGAGGCCACUCCCGAGCUGCGGAAUGUUCUUACUCCGCAGUUUAUGGUGGGCCGCAACUCAAUAUCCCCGGACUUCGAGAGCGUCCUGGAUCGGAACAGGACAAAAUCGGCCAUUCAGCAAUUCCGAGACGGCAACGCCAAUCUAAUGGUUUGUUCAAGCGUUCUGGAGGAGGGCAUCGAUGUGCAGGCCUGCAACUAUGUACUGAUCCUUGAUCCGCUCAAAACAUUCAACAUGUACGUGCAAACGAAGGGCCGGGCUCGUUCAAAGGAAGCCAGCUUCGUGAUGUUUGUCUCCGAGCUGGACAAAAUUAAGGUGUCAAAGCAAAUCCUUGAGUAUCGCGAAGCCCACGCCGAGAUUGCCGCGUAUCUAAACACUCGCGUUCUAGAGCGAUCUGAGCCGGAAUUAUUCGAAAUCAAAGAACACUUCCAGGACCUUAUUCCGCCUUUCGUCAACGAACACGGUGCCGUUUUGAUGGCUAGCAAUGCUUUAAUUCUGCUCCAUCGGUACUGCCAAUCCAUGCCCACAGAUGCCUUCGGCUUUGUGAUUCCCUGGAUUAAUUUGUUGGACGAAGACGCCACUAAGGCACUGUUUGGUUACUCUGCAAGAGAAAAGAAAGUGAUUUCCAUCAGACUGCCACUGAAUUCCAGGCUAAAAGAAACGAUUUACAGUGAUCCUAUGGGUUGUGUUAAGUCCGCCAAACUAUCGGCCGCCUUCAAGGCAGUUAAGCAACUCUACUACUUGCGUGAGCUCAACGAGAGAUUCCUGCCCAUAACGCUUAAAGAGCGGGUGGCGGAAAUUGCUAAUGUCCACUUUGAGCACUGGAAGAAAUACGGCGACGAUGUGACUGGGAAAGAGAGGGACGAUGUGGUCAAGGAUCGCACCUACAAGACCGACUGUCCUGCGGAGUUCUUUGACGCACGUCCCCGAGUGGGCGAAGUUUGCUACGCCUAUGAGAUCUUCUUGGAGCCGCAGUUCGAGCGGAAUGACUAUACAGAGCACAUGUUUACUAACCUUCAGACGACCAGAAACUGCGCUCUGCUGCUGCGAAACAAGCUUCCCCUCCUAGCGGAGAUGCCGCUGUUCACCCAUCAAGGUAAACUCCAUGUCCGUGUAGCUGAGGAACCGCUGGAAGUGGUUAUCCAGAAUGCUGACCAGUUGGAACUGCUCCAUCACUUUCACGGUACAGUGUUCCGCGAUCUUUUAAAGGUGUGGCAUCCGUUUUUCGUACUGGAUCGUCGCAGCAAGGAGAACUCUUACUUGGUUGUCCCUCUCAUUGCUGCUGAGAAUCAGCGGAAGGGCAUCGACUGGCCGCUGGUAAGCAAGUUCCAGAGAUUGCCCCAAGUCCAAAGGUCAAGUGUGGCACAGCGGAAACUGCAACCAGCUCCUCGGCCCGAGGACUUUGAGGGCAAGAUCGUGACCCAGUGGUAUGCCAACUACGAGUCCAAGCGCAUGCUGGUUACUAAGGUGCACCGGGACCUCACUCCGUUCAGCUUGAUGGAGAAGAGCCAACAGGACAAGACUUACUACGAAUUUACGAUGUCCAAGUACAGCAACCAUAUCGUCGACGUCGUGCAUAAAGAUCAAUUUCUGAUAGAGGUCAGGGAGCUGACAGAGCAGCUCAACUUCUACGUCCAGCAGCGAACUAAAACUUCCGUGCAGAGCAAGGCCAGAGCCAAAGUGGUCCUAAUUCCGGAGCUGUGCUUCAACUUCGAGUUCCCUGGCGACCUCUGGUUGAAGCUGAUCUUCCUGCCUAGCAUUCUGCGCCGAAUGCACUUCCUUCUCCACGCAGAGAGCCUGCGAAAGCGGUUUAAUGCCUAUUUGGGACUGCAGCAGCUUGCCUUGAAUGGAGCAGACUACAGGCCCAAACCUUUGGAAAUCGAUUGGUCGUUGAAAAGGAAUGUCGACCCUUUGGGAAAUGCCAUAGGCACUGAGGAGCUUGAAGAGCCGCGUUCCCUUUUGGAACCGCUGCCGACAAAGUCCGUGGAGACGGCCAUGGCCAACCUCCACAUUGCUGAUUUCGAGAAUCCGUGGCAGCAGUACAUGGAGCCGGUGGAUAUAUCGCGCAAAAUCAUGGGCGCAUAUCAAGUAGAGGUUGACUACUACUACAAGUUCAUAGCCGGGCAAGUGUCUCGCCUGGACAAGAUGGAGAUCGAGGAUAAGGAGUACUGGGCAGAGACUCAGUUUAAAAUGCCCAAAGGAAAUAUCUAUGGGAGUAGAAGUCCAGCCAAGUCGAAAAUAGACCUACCAGCGCUGAUGCCAGCGAGUCCGACUUCUUCUGGAAAGGCGAACCGCCUGUCUAUCCUGCAGAAAAGCGUUUCGAAUCAGUACAUAUCGGCCGCGGAGCAGGGUGAACUUCUGGCUGCCAUCACUUCGUCGGGCAGCGCUGAUGUGUACGACAUGGAGCGCCUGGAGAUGCUGGGCGACUCUUUUCUCAAACUGAGUGCCACACUUUACUUGGCAAACAAGUAUCCCGACUGGAACGAGGGCACCCUCACGCAGGUCAAGUCCAAGCUUGUCUCAAACCGGAAUCUGCUGUACUGCCUCAGUGAUACGGACAUACCCAGGAAGAUUAGCACCACGCUUUUUACACCGAGAUACACAUGGAUACCACCCAGCAUUAGUUUACCCCACAAUGUACUGGCCUUGUGGCACGAAAAGCCGGGCUUGGCCCAGCUGGUUGGUCCGCAUAAUCUGCGUGAUCUGGCGCUUAGCGACGAGGAAUCGUUGGUCGAGAGUAACUGCAGCACUCCUAACUUUCAGCACUUCGUAGAGGGCUGCCAAUUGAAUUCACAUACCCAUCAUGCCGCCUCCGACUUUUCCGCCGAGGUCAAUUUCUGCGUGGGUCGGGUAAAGAUUGCCGACAAGGUUGUUGCUGAUACUUUGGAGGCGCUUCUUGGCGUGAUCGUGAAGAACUACGGACUUCAGCACGGUUUUCGGAUGCUGGAAUACUUUAACAUUUGCAGGCCAGACGUUGACAAGCCGCUCACCCAGUUGCUGGACCUCAGUUUGGGCGGCGCCAAGAUGCGGGCGAACGUGAGCACAACGGAAAUCGAUGGCUUUCUCAUAAAUCACAGUCACCUGGAGGAGAAUCUGGGCUACACGUUCAGGGAUCGGGGAUACCUGCUGCAGGCGCUCACUCAUCCGUCAUACCCCACAAAUCGGAUCACUGGCUGCUACCAGGAACUGGAGUUCAUAGGCGACGCCAUACUAGACUUUCUAAUCUCCGCUUAUAUUUUCGAGAACAACACUAAAAUGAAUCCCGGAGCCCUUACUGAUCUGCGAUCCGCUUUGGUCAAUAAUACGACUCUGGCCUGUAUUUGCGUGCGGCAUAGACUGCACUUCUUUAUUCUGGCGGAGAACGCGAUGCUCUCCGAAUCGAUUUCUAAGUUUGUGCAGUUCCAGGAGAGCCAGGGACACAGGGUCACCAAUCAUGUGCGCAUUCUGCUUGAAGAAGCCGACGUGCACCUCACUCAGCUGGACUUGGAUGACGAGCUAGAGAUGUUGGAACUGAAGGAGAAACUGAGUGCCAUUCCCAACGGCAAAAAGCCAGACGCCCCGCCCAAGGGUGAUUUCAACAUGUCGACAAACGUGGAUGUUCCAAAGGCCCUGGGCGAUGUUUUAGAGGCUUUGAUUGCCGCUGUUUACCUGGAUUGCAGGGAUCUGGAGCGAACCUGGGAAGUAAUCUUCAACCUUUUCGAGCCGGAGCUGCAAGAGUUUACGCGUAACGUGCCCAUCAAUCCCAUCCGCCAGCUUACAGAGCAUAAGCUCGCCAACCCAGUUUUUAGUACGCCCAUCGUCGACCAGGAUAAAGUGAUGAUCAGUUGUGAGUUCACUUGCAUGGAGAAGUCGAUCAAAGUUUACGGAUUCGGCAGCAAUAAGAAUCAGGCCAAGUUGGCUGCUGCCAAGCACGCGCUUCAGAAGUUAAGUAAAUGCGAUGCCUAGGCUGAUCUUCCCACACGGCUGUCUUUUUCCUUUAACCUCGAAAGAAUUUAUUCGUAACUGCAUGCCUUUUGUUGUCCAGCUUCGAAAAAAAUUCUCUCGAUGUUAAAAGGAAAGGCGGCUUAAAGUAAUAAUUAUAUGCCUAGUCGCAGAAAUCAUUUUAAUAACAAAAUAAUUAUGCGAGAACAAAGAGCUGUGUAUCCGACCCUAUAACGGAUCAAAAUUUUAUUGGUUGCUAUUGCUCAGACUGUUCAAGAAGGCUCUCUAAAAAAACAAAUUUUAAUUUGCUAAGAGCAAAAAAAAAAUUUAAAAAUACCAAUAACUCAAAGUUCUUAAUGCAUGCACUUUUGUACUGUUACUAGAAAUUAAAUAUUUUUGUAUACCCCCAAGCCUUAAAAAUAUUAUAAAUAAAUUUGGAAUUAAAAUCGUU
Molecule: messenger RNA, 5982 nt
Organism: Drosophila ficusphila
Lineage: Eukaryota; Metazoa; Arthropoda; Insecta; Diptera; Drosophilidae
Product: endoribonuclease Dicer
Exons: 8
Coding region: 366-5555 (1729 amino acids)
Biological process (GO): siRNA processing; apoptotic DNA fragmentation
Cellular component (GO): nucleus; RISC complex; cytoplasm
Molecular function (GO): ATP binding; protein binding; ribonuclease III activity
Source: RefSeq, a predicted model, not a curated record